CCUUAGCUUGGGAUCAAGAUCCUCCCUACCCAGGGAAGGGCUGGGCUGGCCAGGACAACUGUGUUUGGGCCAGAGCAGCAGGGUCCUGCACUCUGCAGGGGGCAAUCACAGGUGGGAGAGGCCCACAGCCUGGGAUUAGAAGUGCCAGGAGCUUUGGAACAGGAGUCCUGGAGUCCCAGCUUUCUUGCUGUCUCUCUAAGCCUUGAGUCUUUCACCUGAAAAAUUGACAUCAUCAUGCCCACCUCAGGGCCCAUUGAGUUAAGUUAUCCAGUGGACUCGAAGCACCUAGCACUUGUGAUCAUUGAAGUCAGCAAAUAUGAGUUCCCUUCCUUUCUGGCACUCUGUUGGCAAGGGAGCUCACCAUCCAUCAGCCAGCAGUGGAAAAAGUACAGUCGCACUUGUAGCGGAGGUGGGGGGCUACUCUCCUCAUCUUCCAGGUUUUCCAGGAGUGGGUGUGGGGAUCCAGAAGGCAGCUCAGGAGUCAGCAGGCGACAGAGGUGUUGGGCAUCCUGCGCUCACUCCUGUCCCCGCAUUGAGGGGAAGGAGCAGAGAUGAGAUCUGCUCACGAGUUAGACCCUGGCUUCUCUCAGUGGGCAGUGUGGACAGGGGAAGGGGGCAGGCAAGGAGCAAAGGAGGCAGGAGCAAGGAGAAAACUUCCAGGCUCCUCCCUUCCAAAGUCACCCAGCCUUGAGAUCAUUGCAGAUGCAACAGGUGCAAACAGAAGAACACUUUAGGACCUUGGAAUGCGGGAGGCUGGCUCAGUGUUCCUUCCACCCUGUGAGAAAUGCAUGACAUUCUUAAGGUCCACUAAAGGCUCAGGGUGGUUGGACGCCAGAGGAUGGCCUGGGAGAUACAGGGAUUGGAAGGGUAGGUGGCCUGUGGGUGUCUCCUCUGUGGGGAGACUCACCAGGUGGAGGGGGUUCUUCCUCUCCAGAUGUAGCUCAGCACAGGGACAGUAACAGUAACGGGCAUGUGUGUAAGGAAUGCUUCCCCAGGCCCUCCCCUCAUAGGUGUUUGCAGCAGCAUCCAUCACAACAGCUCUAAGAGGUUAAAUGUUGCAAAUCCCAUUCUACAGAGGUGGAAAUUGAGCCUCAGAGAAGUUAAGUCACUUGCCCCAGGUCUCAUAGCUCCCCAUUGGCAGUGCUGGGAUUUGGAGCCAGCUCUCUCGCCUCCAUCCAUCAGGAGACCCCGCCAGUUCCUAGCCAUUUGGAGAAAUGCCCUACUCAGACUUAUUCAACCUCAGCAAGCCUGGUGGUGCUGUGACAUCCGCCUAAGCCCUCAUCAAGCCCUUUAGCUCCACAACCCAAAAGGGUCUCUCUACGAGUUAUCCUGAAGCAAAAGGCAGGCAGGACAGCUCUGCUCCCACCCUGGGGAGCUUUCUAUGUAUGGGGCUGUCUCUCUCUGUAGGGCUCUGAUCUCCUCUCCUUCCUGCUUUGCCAGAUGUCGAGAUAUCUCCCAUGGAUUUGUGAUCAGCGUUGCAGCUCUCCCAGCAGCCCUGGACGGUGGCCCCCAGCCGCCCGCAUGUGGCUGCCACGGUUCUCCAGCAAGACAGUGACAGUGCUCCUCCUGGCACAGACCACCUGCCUCCUGCUCUUCAUCGUCUCCCAGCCAGGGCCCUCAUCCCCAGCCGGCGGGGAGGAUCGUGUGCACGUGCUGGUGCUGUCCUCGUGGCGCUCGGGCUCAUCCUUCUUGGGCCAGCUCUUCAGCCAGCACCCCGACGUCUUCUACCUGAUGGAGCCCGCGUGGCAUGUGUGGACCACCCUGUCGCAGGGCAGCGCCGCAACGCUGCACAUGGCUGUGCGCGACCUGAUGCGUUCCAUCUUUUUGUGCGACAUGGACGUGUUUGAUGCCUACAUGCCACAGAGCCGAAACCUGUCCGCCUUUUUCAACUGGGCAACGAGCCGCGCGCUGUGCUCGCCGCCCGCCUGCAGCGCCUUUCCCCGAGGCACCAUCAGCAAGGAGGACGUAUGCAAGACACUGUGCACGCGGCAGCCCUUCAGCCUGGCCCGGGAGGCCUGCCGCUCCUACAGCCAUGUGGUGCUCAAGGAGGUGCGCUUCUUCAACCUGCAGGUGCUCUACCCGCUGCUCAGCGACCCCGCGCUCAACCUGCGCAUCGUGCACCUGGUGCGCGACCCGCGGGCGGUGCUGCGCUCCCGGGAAGCGGCGGGCCCGAUACUGGCACGCGACAACGGCAUCGUGCUGGGCACCAACGGCAAGUGGGUGGAGGCCGACCCUCACCUGCGCCUGAUUCGCGAGGUGUGCCGCAGCCACGUGCGCAUCGCUGAGGCCGCCACACUCAAGCCGCCACCCUUCCUGCGCGGCCGCUACCGCCUGGUGCGCUUCGAGGACCUGGCGCGGGAGCCGCUGGCAGAGAUCCGCGCACUCUACGCCUUCACCGGCCUGACCCUCACGCCACAGCUCGAGGCCUGGAUCCACAACAUCACCCACGGGUCGGGGAUCGGCAAGCCAAUCGAGGCCUUCCAUACUUCGUCUAGGAAUGCGCGCAACGUCUCCCAGGCCUGGCGCCACGCGUUGCCCUUCACUAAGAUCCUGCGCGUGCAGGAGGUGUGCGCCGGCGCGCUGCAGCUGCUGGGCUACCGGCCUGUGUACUCUGCGGACCAGCAGCGUGACCUCACCCUGGAUCUGGUGCUGCCACGAGGCCCAGACCACUUCAGCUGGGCAUCGCCUGACUGAGAACUCUGGGCCUUAGAGCAGGCCCCGAACUGUGGUCGCCAGGCCCAGGAGGCGACUGCAUGGUGGAGAGGGAGCUGGGGCGCAUGGGGAAGCAGGUCCCUACUAUCCACCGGGAGUUUGGGGUCCUCCCCUGAAGUAGGCAAGGACUGCACGUUUCUUUCUCUCCUGAUUCUCGGUUUUCCUUUGAGUCUUCUGGAGCUGCCUUCUCAUCAGGUGCACUCUUCAUGGAAAGCAACUCUUGCCCCUACCUCUUCUGGGCCCAGGGAGUAAGUUACUGCUAAAUUAAAUUAAAUGUGUGCCAGGCCGGGUGCGGUGGCUCAUGCCUGUAAUCCCAGCAUUUUGAGAGGCUGAGGCGGGUGGAUCACCUGAGGUCCGGAGUUCGAAACCAGCCUGGCCAACAUAGUGAAACCCCCUCUCUACUAAAAAUGCAAAAAUUAGUUCGGCGUGGUGGCACACUCCUGUAAUCCCAGCUACUUAGGAGGCUGAGGUGGGAGAAUCACUUGGACUCCAGAGGUGGAGGUUGCAGUAAGCUGACAUCAUGCCACUGCACCCCAGCUUGGGUGGCAGAGCAAGACUCCAUCAAAAAAAUAAGUAAUAAAUUUGUUCAAAAGUCCUGCAAUCUAGUGAACUGUAACCUCAUUUUUUCUCUUUUUUCUUUAAUUGCAUGAUUCCAUGUAUUUAAAGCAGAAAAACUAGUCUAUGGUGAUAGAGGUCAGAAUAGGGGAUACUUUGUAGGGAGGAUUUGACUGGGAUGUAACCUUAUUUAUUAUGUAAACAAACUACAACUUGACCAGGCAGUAUAUUCUUGUAAGAAGAAAGGAGUCUUCUCCAAUCAUAGCAGCCAGCCUUCAGCCAGGGGCAGACUGCAGACUGACCAGAUGUGUCCAAAUUAGACAAAGGUUGAGCUGUAACCAAUCAGCCUAUAUCCAAUGCCACUUCCUUUUUCUGUUUAUAAAUGCUGCUUGCCCACUGUUGCUGGGUGGAGGUCUCUGAAACCUCUCUAAUAUAGAUCUCUCAUUUAAUGGGGAGGGUUUGGCCUUUAAUCACCAUCAUCCCUGGAACAAAGACUGACCAAUUGGACUCAAAUGCUAUUGAACUAUCUUUAUUGCAUGGACUUUGAGUUAUUUGAUUUUGACUAGUUGUUUGUUGAAACUCCUGAUAAGGAGUGUACUUCAGUUUCUUGGCAUUGUCCACUCAUAGCCAUCAUAAUAGUCUCCCUGGUCGGGCACAGUGACUCACGCCUGUAAUCCCAGCACUUUAGGAGGCCAAGGCAGGCAGAUCGCUUGAGCUCAGAAGUUCGAGACCAGCCUGGCCAACAUAGUGAAACCCUGUCUCUAUUAAAAAUACAAAGAAUAGCCGGUGUGGUUGUGCAUGCCUGUAAUCCCAGCUACUCAGGAGGUUGAGGCAGGAGAAUCUCUUGAAUCCAGGAGGUGGAGGUUGCAGUGAGCCAAGAUUGCACCACUGCACUCCAGCCAGGGUGACAGAGCAAGACUCCAUCUUAAAUAACAAUAAUAGGCCAGGCACAGUGGCUCAAGCCUGUAAUCCCGGCACUUUGGAAGGCCAAGGUGGGUGGAUCACUUGAGGUCAGGAGUUCAAGACCAGUCUAGCCAACAUGGUGAAACCCUGUCUCUACUAAAAAACAAAAAUUAGCCAGUGUGGUUGUGCAUGCCUGUAAUCCCAGCUACUCAAGAGGUUGAGGCAGGAGAAUCGCUUGAACCUGGGAGGUGGAGGUUGCAGUGAGCCAAGAUUGCGCCACUGUACUCCAGCCUGGGUAACAGAGCGAGACUCCCUCUCAAAAAUAAUAAUAAUAAUAAAAUAAUAAUAAUAAUAGUCUCUCUGAUGUGUUGCCUCCCCUGGGAAGUCUUACAUACUCCUAUGUAGCCAUUCUGUAUAAAUCAACUGGUCUGUUAGGGUUAGAAUAACAAAAACAUGAAGAAAGCAUAAAGAAUCAUCCAACUAAGGUGAAAUUGUGAAGUCAAUACUGAAACAAAACAAGUCCAUUAUGAUGGUGACAGAAAAUGGAGUCAGGGCCCAAGGUUUUGGUCAGCCUCUCAAAAUUGAGAGGCUGACCAAAAGGCAGAAAUGUUUAAAUUCAAUUAAAUUUGGCCCAAAGUUCCCAGCACUUUGGGAGGCCGAGGUGGGCGGAUCAUGAGGUCAGGAGAUCGAGACCAUCUUGGCCAACAUGGUGGAACCCCAUCUCUACUAAAAUACAAAAAAUUAGCCGGGCAUGGUGGCACAUGCCUAUAAUCCCAGCUACUCGGGAGGCUGAGGCAGAGGAAUCACUAGAACCCAGGAGGCAGAGGUUGCAGUGAGCUGAGAUCGUGCACUGCACUCCAGCCUGGUGACAGAGCAAGACUCCGUCUCCAAAAAAAAAAAAAGAGAAUUUGGCCCAAAGCUGCUGCCAUACCUGUUGAACUGCAACCUAACUUAAUAUUUAAGUAAACUGCCUCCCAACUGAGACUAUAUUCUUGUAACAAAUAGUUGAAUCUCAGCAAGUCACAGCAGCUGUGCUUUAACCAGUCACAGGCUGCCAACUGAUCAGACCAAGUCCAUAUAAGGCAAAUGCUGAGCUGUACCCCAUCAGACUGUUUCUCUGUGUUACUUCCAAAAAAUUCGGCCUGCCAGUGUUGCUGGGUGGAGCACUUUGAACCUUUACUGGUUCAGGGUGCUGCCCGAUUCAUAAAUUUUCUUUGCUCAAAUAAAGUCUGCUUAAUUUGUCUAAUGUUUUUCUAUUAACAGUUCAGAUGACUUGGCCUCUACCCAAACUCUUUCUUUCCCCUAGACUCUCCUCUCUUGGAAUGCAUCCUGAAGCAGCUGAAAAGGGGUGCCCCAGGCCCAGCUGGGAGCAAAAUCUGGUGAUAUUGCUUCUGAACAUCCCACAUGUGCCACACACAUGCACCCCCCCCACACACACACAUGCACACUCACAUGCACACACAGCCUGGACUCUGUUCCCCUUAUGCCCCUGGCACCACACUCCAUCAAAGCCAUUGAACUUUAUAUCCCCCUGUGUCUUCAGUAAGAGGUAUAUCAGGCCAGACAUGGUGGCUCAUGCCUGUAAUUAUCAAUUACCCGGUCUCUGGUAUUCUGUUACAGCAGCACAAAAGGGACUAAAAUAGGCUCCUUAACAAAAAGAUUCACAGACAAGAAGUUUGUUUGUUUGUUUGUUUUGAAAUAGUGUCUUGCUUUGUGGCCCAGGCUGGAAUGCAGUGGUUCCAUCUCGGCUCACUGCAACCCCCACAUCACUGACUCAAGAGAUUGGCCCAUCUUAACCUCCCAAGUAGCUGGGACUAUAGGCACAUCACUAUGCCAGGCUAAUUUUUGUAUUUUGGGGGGCUACAUGUGUUUCAGUAUGUAGCCCGCGCUGAUCUGUAACUCCUGUGCUCAGCCUUCCAAAGUGCUGGGAUUACAGGUGUGAGCCACUGUGCCUGCCCAAGAACAGUUCACUAAUACAUGCAGCAUAUAUCACACAGGACAAACCUAAAUGAAAAGUAACAACACAGUGGCUCGGAACACUGCCUUACACAGCAGAUUCCAAAAGACACAAUAAAUUUGUAGAGAAAUAACAGGAAAAAGAAAGUUUUAGGCCUCCAAAGAUGAGAAACUGUGCAUAGGUAAAUAUCUGAGAGGAAGCCGAUGCAGCAGGAUUUCUCUGCGGUGCCUCUGGUACCGCCGCUGGCUGGGCAAAGUUAAGGGUUGUCUCCAGUGAAGGAGAGUUUAUAUCGUGCCUCUAGGCAGAAAGGGGAGGGAAACCUGAACUUUUCCUGUAUUUUCUGCUUCUUAAUUGCCUUCAGCUGAAAAUCAUUUUUAUGUGAAAGAGGCAUAAUCUGGGAUGACGCCUCUGCUUUCCUCCACCUGCAGAGAACCUGUGUGCUGCUCCUUUGCUUUGGACCUCUGCCUCUGCCACGGAGAAAGCCCAGGCCAGCCUGCUGGACAAGCAGGGACCGUGAGAAGGAGAGUUCAGGUGUCCCAAUCCAGGCCAUCCUAGACCAGCCAGCCCCUCACGAGCCCCAGCUGAUCAGCACGCAGCCACUUCUGCUAUCUUCUACUGGCCAAAGCGAGUCCAGGGUUCACCCAGAUUCAGAGGUGGGGAAACUGAGUCCACCACUUGAGAGGAGUAGCUAUAAAGACAUACGAGCGAGACCAGCUGAGCCCAGCACUGCUGGCUAAGUCGAAGACUUUAGGACCAGCCACACAUGUUCCGUGGCCACACGUGGCCAGUGGCUCCGUAUUGGACAAUGCCAAUCCGACUCCUCAUUCUCAUUACAUUUGUAUACCCUUCUGGCCCUGAGAUCUUUCUAUAUCCGCAUCUGACUAAGAUGCUCUACUAGAGAACAGCAUCUACUUCAUAUUUCCAUCCUUUGGAAACCCAAAGAGCCAGCAGAAGUUUUGACUUUGCAGUUGAUCCUACAUGUUCAAAUUUCUAGCGUCUUAUCAGACUGUGUAAGAUGGAAGAGAGACUUACAAGGGCUCCCAUUACCUAGCCCAGGGUAUGUGCUCAGGGCUCUUAGCACUUCUCCUCUUGGUUACACAUGGUUUAGAUAAUGUUGGCCACUUCUUAACAUUAGUUUCUCAUGGCUUGAUUCCUAGGAAGCAUUAUUCCUCCCAUUUUAAGAGGGCAGCCAGUUGAGUGAUUCAAUGAGUCAGGCCCAGUACCAGGCCCCAGGGACACAGUAAGGGACAGAGUACACAUAGCCCUUGCUCUUGUCCGGGGUGCAGACACUAAACAAAUAAUCAAACAGAUUAAACAUGCAAUUACAGGUUUUAAUUAUGCCCUAAGAAAAAACAAAGCCGGGGGCAGUGACACAACUGUAAUCCCAGCACUUCGGGAGGCUGGGACAGGAGGAUUGCUUGAGGACAUGAGUUCAAGACCAGCCAGGCAAAUGAAUCUUGUGGGAUACCACUGUCAGGCUGGGCUCUGAGCCUGCAUCAAAGCAGGCCCCAUGUCUACAAAACAUUUUUAAAAAUUGGCCAAGCAUGGUGGUACACGGCUGUAGUCCUAGCUACUUGGGAGGCUGAGGCGGGGGUGUUGCUUGAGCCUAGAAGUUCGAGGCUGCAGUGAGCUACAGUGAGCUGUGAUUCAUCCCACUACACUCCAACCUGUGCAACACAGCAAGACAUCAUCUCUAAUUAAAAAAAAAAAAAAAAAAAAAGAAGGAAAGAAAGAAAAAAGGAUGAUACAAAAUAAGCCGAGUGUGGUGGCACAUGCCUGUAAUCCCAGCUACUCGGGAGGCUGAGGCAGGAGAAUCGCUUGAACCUGGGAGGUGGAGGUUGCCAUGAGCUGAGAUCGCGCCACUGCACUCUAGCCUGGGCAACAAGAGCGAAACUCCAUCUCAAAAAAAAAAAAAGAGGCGGGUGCAGUGGCUCACGCCUGUAAUCCCAGGACUUUUGUAGGCCAUGGCAGGUGGAUCACUUGAGGCCAGGAGUUUGAGACCAACCUGGCUAACAUGGCAAAACCUCAGCUCUACUAAAAAUAAAAAAAAUUAACCAGUCGUGGUGGUGCGCACCUGUAAUCCCAGCUACUUGGGAGACUGAGGCAGGAGAAUCACAUGAACCUGGGAGGUGGAGGUUGCAGUGAGCCGAGAUCAUGACAUUGCACUCCAGCAUGGGUGACAGAGGGAGACUGCAUCUCAAAAAAAAAAAAAAGAAGAAGAAGAAGAAGCAGCUGGGCACGGUGGCUCACACCUGUAAUCCCAGCACUUUGGGAAGCCGAGGCGGGUGGAUCACGAGGUCAGGAGUUCCAGACCAGCCUGGCCAACAUGGUGAAACCCCAUCUCUACUAAAAAUACAAAAAUUAGCUGGGCGUGGUGGCAGACGCCUGUAAUCCCAGCUACUUGGGAGGCUGAGGCAGGAGAAUCACAUGAACCUGGGAGGCAGAGGUUGCAAUGAGUCUAGAUGGUGUCAUUGCACUCCAGCCUGGGCAAUAGAGUGAGACUCUGUCUCAAAAAAAAAAAAAAAGAAGCAAA
This is a messenger RNA of Pan troglodytes (chimpanzee), 8660 nucleotides long. RefSeq names its product carbohydrate sulfotransferase 5 (gene CHST5). The transcript has 2 exons. The record is from RefSeq and is a predicted model, not a curated record. Gene Ontology annotation, cellular component: Golgi membrane. NCBI's taxonomy places the organism in Eukaryota, Metazoa, Chordata, Mammalia, Primates, Hominidae. The coding region runs from base 1441 to 2694 and encodes 417 amino acids. Gene Ontology annotation, biological process: keratan sulfate proteoglycan biosynthetic process; carbohydrate metabolic process; N-acetylglucosamine metabolic process. Gene Ontology annotation, molecular function: N-acetylglucosamine 6-O-sulfotransferase activity.